ACGAUGUAGUGGUGGUGGUGGUGGCAGUGGUGGUGGGAGCAGCCUCCGUUUUAUUUCUGUCCCGGUCUCGUCGGGGCCGGUCUCGCGAGUAUAUCGAGUACGUUUUCCAUCGCGAAAGCCUCCCUCGCGAGGAACGUCAACGAAGAUUCGUGAUGGAGGAUAGUUACACGGUACACAGACGUCGCAAGGCGGCCGCUAGGAAACGCGAGAAGACGCCCGAGCCCUCGUCGAGGGGUGCCGCGUCGCGCAUGGAUACUUCGGACGACGAGGACGAAGAGAGGCGCGCUAGAAUGGAGAGGAUGGCCGAGGAAGCUGAGAAGAUAGACCAACAGCAGAAGGAAAACAGAUUGACGCAGCAACAACGAGAGGAGUCUGCGAAGGAAUCAGAGAACCAAGACAAGAAAGAGGAUGUUCACCAAGAACAACGUCCUGUCCGAAGAAGGGACAGAACUGACGCGAGAAAGUCUGCGAACAUGGAUGAUAUGAUAGCUAUACGUGCCGAAGUAGCUGCCAAAUCCAUGGCGGCUGGGAAUAGUUCUGGGAAGAAUGACACCGCAGAGGUUGAUGACAACACGCGAUUGGUAAAGCAGAUCACUGAAGAAAUGAACAAGUUUAAUGAUGAGAGUACCAUGAAGAAAGAAGUCAACAAAGCUGAGAUUGUUCAAAUAGUCGAAGAAAACCUGGUCGCCCAGAAGGCGUCGGAGACACCGAAGGAAACGAAUGGCGAAAUCGUUAAACCUGCCGAAGUCCGCAAAGUCGAAAGGCGAUUUAAGAGAAAGUCAAAGGACCGCGUAGAAAGGUAUAGUCGAUCAACAGAUUCUAGCGAUGCGGAUGAGAAGAGCGAAUCAAGUCAAAAGAGGACAAAAUCGCCGGAAGCAGUAAGGCUCAGGGCAAAGAAGACGAGUGGAAGAAAUCGUGUCAGUGAUCCGGAAAUUCAAAAGAGGGAUGUCGAGAGACAAAAUCGAGAAAAGAGAUUGUCGAAUCAAAAAAAACUGGAGAACGAAUCUCGAACGAAAGAUAAUUCCGAGAAACCACGUUCGAAACCACCUUACAGUCAGACUGAAGAUUCGGACGAGGAUUCAAAGACUAUCAAGAAGAACGAGAACCUUCCACCGAAAUCUGAAGAGCGAAUGAUUAAGAGAUCUCCGAUUGAAUUGAAAAAGCAGAUUAUUCCGCUGAACAAUGAAAGUCUGAUCGAGGAUUUUGCGAGAGCUCAGAGAGAAUAUAUGUUGAGGGAGCGCAAUAUUUUGGAUCCCGACGCCGCAGAGGUCUUCCAGGAUGCAGUUGAAACUAGUACUUUGAGGAGGCGAAAGUUCAGUUUGGCGCACACCGAGAGUGAACAUGAAGAGCUCGUUCAAGACUUAACGGAGUCUUCCGAUGUAGCUAAGUUUUCCGAUAAGAAAAAAUCGUGGUUCUCCUGGAUGUUCUUCUGGCGUAGAAAACAAAAAGAUAUUAAUGAUAUCGUAGAAGAGAAGAUUGAGGACGAACCGAAGCCGACUCCGAAAGUUGAGGAGAUCAAAGAGAAGAAGCAAGAAGUUCCAGAAAAGGUUACUCUGUUGGACUUCUUUAGAGCGUUCAAAGAUGUUGUCGGCGAAUUCAAAGUCUUCGUCGAACAAAAUCCACGAGAGGCGACGAUCAUCAGACAGCUACGUAAUCGUUGCAUAGCCGGAUUGCUGCUUGUAAUGAUCUAUUGCGGUCUCGGUGGCUUCCUCUUCCGGUUCGUUGAGGGUGCCUUCGAGACGUUCUACAAAUGCGGGGUGAAGCGCGUGAAGAGAGACUUUUUGGAUAGUUUAUGGAAUUACAGUCACAAUUUGAGGGAGGAUGACUGGAAGAGUAUGGCGCGUAGGAAGCUGAUGGAGUUCGAAGAACAGCUUCAUACCGCUCAUGAAGCGGGCUUGCAUAGUUACAGCGGUCAAAAGAGCUGGAGUUUCUUGAACGCGGUCUCGUACUGUCUCACCGUCAUCACCACCAUCGGAUACGGGCAUAUUUCGCCAAGUACAAAUGCAGGAAGAGCCAUCACAAUCGUAUACGCUAUUUUCGGUAUCCCGAUGUUUUUAAUUAUCCUGGCCGACUUCGGUAAGCUAUUUACGCGCGGUAUAAAGUUCCUGUGGGCAUUCGUAAGAAGAUUAUACUACACUGGUAGCUGUCGCAAGGUUCGUCGCACUGGGCCUGUUCAGGAAGUGAUGAAGGGCGUGCAACUUGUAUAUGACUUCGCGAAAUUUCGACGGCCGUCGCAGAUGAAUCCGGAAGACAUCGAGGAGAUGCAGAGGCAACAGGUGCAACAACAGACAGUUCUCAAUCUGGACGGCAACGCACCGGAUACGCCAGGCACACCGGCAAUGUCGGCAUUUGCCAUCGAUGACGAAUUCAAUCUGCCGAUCUCGGUCGCGAUCGUCAUCCUCUUGGCCUACAUCUUCAUAGGAGCUACUUUGUACUACAUGUGGGAGGAAUGGAGCUUCUUCGAAAGUUUCUAUUUCGUCUUUAUCUCCAUGAGCACUAUAGGUUUCGGCGAUUACGUGCCACAGAAUCCCGUAUACAUGAUGUGUUCGAUAGUAUAUCUGGUGUUUGGUCUGGCACUCACAUCCAUGUGCAUCAAUGUCGUACAGGUGAUGCUAUCAGAUUCAUUCAAGCAUGCGACCCAAAAGAUCGGUGCCACGAUUGGUUUCGAGGUCGCCGAAGAUGACAAUUCAGUGAAACCAGCACCGCCCCCGCCGGUCGAGAUCGCGGACAUUCACGUGAGCUUGAAAGAGUCCGAGAGCGACGAAAGGAUCGCGCCCAAGGCCAAACAAGAGGACAUCGAUCUGUAGAUGCAUUUCUUUUUCAGAGAAACUCCUACACAUUCGAGUGCUCGCUCGUUCAUUUCUUGAAAUAUGCGUGCGUUUUCCGGUCUAAAAAAAUAAUCGUUCACUGGCUUAUACAACGCACGGGAUACACAAUAACAAUUUCCAAUACGCACGCAAAAUCAAGCUUUAUGGUUCAAGAAAAACAAUCAUAUUCAUUUGAGGGUCCAUCUUCAUAUUUGAGAUCUAUCGAAGUUUGAUUGAAGACAACUAAUCUUGGAAUGUUUGAUGUUUUUUCAAGAUUGAAUUUGCGGAUGGAUGUUUCAGGUCUAAUUAAAUAUUUCGCUUAUUUUCAAUAAGCUAAAAUGCUGUGAGAUUUAAUACUUUGAAAUCCAACUCUGAGAAUUUGUAAAAUCUCAAAGUUCUUCUUAUUCUAUCGAUACAUAAAAGCGAUCCCACGUAUUUUGACUGCAUCAGCAGAAGAAAGCAUUAUGCGCUAUUACACUUCCGUCUAUUGCUGAGAUCGCGACUAAACGUGACUUUCUCAAAUGUAUAUAUUUCUAAGAUAGGCAAAAAUGCCGAUAACGAUGCCGAUAAUUUUAUGAAACUGGAGAUUUAAUAUGCGCUUAUCAAUACGAUCACGUAACGAGUUGCCUGAAGAGAUCUAAUACUAGAGCUUUAGUAGAAAUUCGCAUAUAAAGUGAUAAUGUGAGUAAUCCAACGAAAGUAUCGAAUUCAAAUUGUCCGAAACGAUAUGCACAAAUGUAUUUAAAUGAUGUCUCGUUAGGCGAGUAUCGUAUACGGAAUUUAUGAUAAUCUUGUGAAAAAAAGUUUAUUUACAGAAAAUCAUGCCAAUGAUAUGAUGAAAUACCACUUGUUGUUCGUAUUUUGCAAUUUGGCUACAAAAAUUUUAAAAUAAAGAAAUAAUUCUGCUUUAUAAAAUUUCAU
Messenger RNA from Camponotus floridanus (Florida carpenter ant), 3728 nucleotides. RefSeq lists its product as uncharacterized. Gene Ontology annotation, cellular component: membrane. The transcript has 5 exons. Gene Ontology annotation, molecular function: potassium ion leak channel activity. Lineage: Eukaryota; Metazoa; Arthropoda; Insecta; Hymenoptera; Formicidae. Bases 153 to 2807 code for a protein of 884 amino acids. The record is from RefSeq and is a predicted model, not a curated record. Gene Ontology annotation, biological process: stabilization of membrane potential; potassium ion transmembrane transport.